This is a messenger RNA of Penicillium lagena, 603 nucleotides long. RefSeq names its product RTA1 domain-containing protein. The transcript has a single exon. The record is from RefSeq and is a predicted model, not a curated record. The coding region runs from base 1 to 603 and encodes 200 amino acids. Lineage: Eukaryota; Fungi; Ascomycota; Eurotiomycetes; Eurotiales; Aspergillaceae. Gene Ontology annotation, cellular component: membrane.
AUGCCCUACUCCAUUCAAAGCGUCUUCCUCCUUCUCGGUCCUACUCUUUUCGCUGCAUCCGUUUACAUGGUGCUCGGGCGUAUCAUUCGCAGCGUACGCGCUGAGAAAUACUCUCUCGUCCCAAUCAAUUGGCUCACCAAGGUCUUCGUCAUGGGAGAUGUUCUCUCUUUCAUGGUGCAGGGUGGGGCUGCUGGAUUGAUGGUCACUGGAAACAAUGCAAGCCUUGGGUCGAAAAUUGUUGUCGUUGGCCUUGUUAUCCAGCUGAUUACAUUCUGCUUCUUUAUUGCCAUAUCAGUGGUGUUUCAGGUUCGCAUGCAUCGAUUGCCCCCUAGAGAGGCUUUUGAGGACAGCAUCAAGUGGAAGAGACACCUCCAUGUCCUCUAUGCUUCCAGUUUGUUGAUCUUGAUCCGGAGCAUUUUCCGGGUUGUUGAGUAUACGCAAGGUAUUGAUGGAUAUUCAUUGACCCAUGAGUGGACGCUUUAUAUUUUUGACUCGAUUUUGAUGUUUGCAGUCAUGGUGAUUUGGGGGAUCUGGCAUCCUGGGGAGUUGAAAAAGUUUCUUGUUUCAGACAGGGUUCCAAUGAGUCUGGAAAGUAUGGACUAA